AUUUUAAAAUUGUUUUGCAAAAUUAUUGGAAUAUGUAGAAAUACUGUAACAAUAUCAUAUAUCAGAUUCCAUACGUAGUUAAAAUCAAUGGUACAUUAACCAAAGGAAAGUAGACUGGGUAUUCUGUAGAUUUUUGUGUCUAAUUAUAAUCUGGGGAUUUUCAACGGUGGUUAUCAGACAAUAGUUACAGGUACACUACCACUUAUUUAUGGUAUCACAGAGUUCGGGCCCAAAACGGGCUUAGCACCUGUGCUAGUUACAAAGAUUGAUCAGGAUGGAUGACAUUCCCCGUGUAUCAGAAGUCCUGUACGUGGGUCUGUGUCGUGACGUGGGGACACCGACAGAAGUGACCGUCAGAAGGGACGUGUGGGACAUGAGGGAAAUGAUAAAGAAACCUGUACAGAUAUAUGGAGGAGAGAGAUCGAUGUUAAGUGGUAGUCAUGGAGAAGGAUUCAGGUUUAAAUCAUCGGACAUGGACUUAAUGUUCUGGUUUUGUGAUCAUAAACUGAUAAGCGAUAUCUCACAGGCCAGGCUUUACGAUAGAACAAAACACGACAUUAUACUGAUGGAGGACAGUGAUACACCGCCUGGGUUUGUCAAACUACAGCUUCUGACGUCAACACAAGAUGACGUCAUCGUAUCAACAGCUGUUCCAGUCAAUGACAGAAUUUAUAUCUCAAGUUUGUUAUUGCAACAACUAACGUUCGAGCAAGUUAAAAAUAUCAAAAGUUGCCAAAACAUUACUAGUCACGGUCCUUGUACUAAUGCUUAUACUGGAUCUAUUGAAUUUGAUUAUGCUGUAUGUUUUGCCGGUACACACUGGCCUGCUCUAACACGACCUUGGAUUGAAAGAUGUCUCUGGCAUACUUGGCCUCCUGCAUCUGUGCUUGCAGAAAUUUUAGAAAAUGGAUAUCACUGUGUGCCAAUAGGAAGUAAAAUUGAUUCUAGUGGAAACCUAUUAGAGUGGAGAUUGUCGUUUUCUCAAGCUGAAUAUAAACUAGUGUCUACCAUGAAUCAUACACAAUUUCUGGUUUACGGACUUCUGAAAAUAUUUCUAAAGGAGAUAGUCAAUUAUGGUGUGGAGGAACCAUUGUUGUGUUCUUAUUUCCUGAAAACCACCGUAUUCUGGAUGAUACAGGAGGGAUCUGUUGAGUGGCGCCCUAACAAUUUACUGAAUUGUUUCUGGAAGUGUUUCAAAUACCUCAUUCACUACGUUUAUCGUGGUGUGUUCCCGAAUUUUUUCAUCCCACAGAACAAUAUGUUUAUUAACAAAGUUGUAGGUGCUGCUCGCACGGCCUUAUUGGAACAGCUUUAUCGUUACUACAAUAUGGGCGUGUCCUGUCUCCUGCUCAGUCCAACCCUUAGAUCGAUCUUAGAGCCAGCCCUCAGUAGUCUGACCUUUGUGAUUCCCUCUGCUGAAGAACACAUUAAAGCUGUUGUAGAUUUAGAUAGCACCGCGAUGUGGGAGAUAUUUUCUAAACAUAUGCAUACAGCUGAUGAGUUACCACGCCUUUUAAUUCUAUUGUCAACAGUAGACAAACUAUCACACUUAUCACUCUCACCAUACCAAACAUUAACAUUACAGUAUUUUACAGCUGAAAUACUCAUUUGCACGGCCUUCAUGAUGGUAAACAGCACUUCAAACAACACAUGUAAAAAUGUAUACAAGGUAGACAGAAUUGUGUGUAACAUGCUGAAACUGGCAUCAAGGAUAGGCCCUGUGUCAUAUUCAUUGUAUCUCGCCUUGUAUUACUAUAGAACAGGUAGAUAUAACGAAGUACUCCGUGUGACUUAUCUCACUAAACAAAGACUAUCACAGCCCUAUAUCAUGUAUCGCAGUGGUCAUGUAGACAGACAGAGAUACAGUGAGGCUGUAGGUAGUCUGUCCCUGUCUAGGAAAAUGAAAACAGCCUGGGUAGCCAAUGUGAAGUUAAGAAGUGAAGUCCACUAUAUUGAUGAAUUAAUCUUAGAACAGGAAGUGAGUAAACAAAACGAUCAAAACGUCUUAUACAUUUCCCCCUUUGUGUUGACAGACAUGCUAUUGGUGUUAUCUCACUACAGACUAGGUAACAGAUCCCAGUAUCUACAGUCACUGACAGACCUACAGACCCUGCUGCUCUAUGAUGAUGGCAGAUAUGUACCGUUACACUUCAGGGAUCUGUCCUGGCAGAUACUGGGGAUCUGUCAGCAUGUUGUGGGGGACUUACACGGGGCGUUACAAUCUUAUCGAGAAUCACUCAGACAAGAACAAUACCACAACAUAAAGACAGCUACAGAAAAUAGAAUAGUGUUUGUUGAACGUCAGUUACACAGAAAUAUGCAAUCAUAAACACCAUAUUUACUACUAUAAGCUUUAGGGACAUGUUGGAAGAAAUAAACAGCCUGUGUUUUAUUGCGACCCUGUUCUAUUCAUAGAGAUAAUCUACCUAUUAACAAAAUCUAAGUCCCAUACCCCUGAUUGAUUGAUUGAUGUUUUUCUGGGGAUCUGUCAGCAUGUUGUGGGGGACUUACACGGGGCGUUACAAUCUUAUCGAGAAUCACUCAGACAAGAACAAAUCCACAACAUAAAGACAGCUACAGAAAAUAGAAUAGUGUUUGUUGAACGUCAAUUACACAGGAAUAGGCAAUCAUAAAACAGUGCACUUCUACACUUUUUUGGACAUCAUGUAUUGACAGAAAUAAACAAUGUUUGUGUCUGAUCGUGGCCCCGUCCUACAUGUAUGAAUUAUAGUAUCCACCAAUCAACACAAAACAUAAAAGAUAUAGAAACUAGAACAGGGCUUGUCGAACUUUAGUUAACUGACACUUGAGUUGUGUACCUUGAGAUAUCAUGAGAUACUAGCCUCACAACAUAGACUAAGUCAAAACUGUCGCAAAAUGUCACUGUGCAUUCCUUCUCCUGUGUUUUACAUCCGUACAAGUAUUGUGUAUAAGGGAAGGAUUACCCAUAUUUCAUUUUCAACCAUUUUGUCAUAUGUUAAGUUGUACGUACAAUUAAACUCCCCGUACACAGUAUAAAUCCUCAUAAAAUAGUGUACCGCUCAACACUUCAACAACCAAAAUACCCCCCACCCACCCCCCACCCCCCCAAAAAAAAUCUAGAAGACAGUGUGACUCACCUCCGCAAUGGUAUAGCAUUACGUCAUUUACAUGACAUCAUUGUUUAGACAUGUAAUUUAUGUCUUAUAUCGUAUUACAUAAGGUAUUGUAUAAUUAAAAUAUUACCUAAAAUA
Ostrea edulis (European flat oyster) is the source of this 3233-nucleotide messenger RNA. RefSeq lists its product as uncharacterized. The record is from RefSeq and is a predicted model, not a curated record. Bases 275 to 2329 code for a protein of 684 amino acids. The transcript has 2 exons. NCBI's taxonomy places the organism in Eukaryota, Metazoa, Mollusca, Bivalvia, Ostreida, Ostreidae.